Molecule: messenger RNA, 1104 nt
Organism: Amborella trichopoda
Lineage: Eukaryota; Viridiplantae; Streptophyta; Magnoliopsida; Amborellales; Amborellaceae
Source: RefSeq, a predicted model, not a curated record
AAAUAGGUUGGUGCGACACCGAGCGCCAAGUCUCCUUUGCGCCCUCUCUCUCUAUCUCUGUAAAUAUUUAUACCAGUAACCUCGUUAAAAUGUGCCCCUCAUCAAACCCUAGUUGUCCACUCUCUCUCUAAAGUCUCAGAGCGCGGUGGUGGAGCGUAGGAGAAACCCUGCGUCACCAUUACAUCUCUCUCUAAACUUAUCAUUUUUAUGUAUUUCCCGCUCUCUUUCGUUACUUCUUUUACAGCAAGGGGCAGCAGAUCACAAAAGCCACAAAUCAUCCAUGCAUUCGCCUCUCCGUUUCUCUCUCUAGAUCUCUAAAGCUCACGACCCAAUAACCUCUCUCUAGCACCAGAUCUUCACUUCUCAUUUCCGAAAAAUGGAGAGCAUAAGGAGCUAUUGGGGUAGGAAGAGCUAUCAGCGCCUGAAUCGCUCUGGUUCGAGGAGGAGCAGAGUGGAAGUGGCGAGAUUGGGCUCGAAAAGGAGGCGAUUUUGGAGAAUAAAGAUCACUCCUAAGAUCAAAUUCAAGAUCCCAAACCCUAAAAAGCUCUUGAUUCGAUUAAGGGACGCUUAUGUCAAGGCUAUGCUUAGCCUGGCCAAUUCCAGGGCAUUUACCGGCGGCGGAAAUUUUUCCGGCAUGAGUUACGGCCAGCCGUUUGCCAGGCCUCCGGUGAAGGAGUACGAUGAGAAGAUGUUGGUGGAGAUCUACCGUUCGUUGAUGGCGCAAGGGCAGAUCGUGGCCGUUGGUGGAGUGGGCAAUGAAAUUAACGGUCGCCGUUAAAGAGUUUUCCGUCGAGAGGUAGGAGAAGUUACUGUAAAGCCCAUGACCACUUCGGAUAAUUCCCCAGAUUGGCCUGAGAUUAUUGUGAUUGACCAAUGGGUCCCUCUAUUUUGGAAGGACGGAAUUUCCCCUAGGGGAAAUGGUGGAUUGGGUGCCCUUUUUGUUUGUUAAUAAUAUUCAUGAGUAGUGUUUCAUGUUCAUGUUUAGAAAUAAUGAACAUCCAAUGAUUGUUGAUUCACAGAUAAGGAUGGCAUCGAUAGAUUAAGCUUGCAAAAUGUUACAUUUAUAAGUUUUCUUUUACUAAAAUCUUCUUUAAUUUCCUAAAA